CGGGCGGGGCGGGCACCGGGAGCGGAGGUAGAGAUGCGACCAAGGGACUAGGGGCAAAAGGACCGAGUCUAAGGAGAGCAAGGUGGGGCUCAGCGCAGAGGAGGUGGUCCCGGGGCCCUGCGGCCUCUUUUAUUGGCUCUGCUGCCCAUCGCUCCGCCCCGUCCUCGCUCGCUAUAAGAGGCCCCUUGGAGCUCGUUCUUCAGAGGGUCUGUCGGGGCGCAGUCGCUUUCCGUGGUCCUCGCUUAGGUUCCCAGCGGAGUCCCCGCGGCAGCUUUCUCCGGAGGGAGCCCAGCCGGGGGGCGGCGGGAUGCCGGGGUGCCGCAUCAGCGCCUGCGGCGCAGCGCCCCGCCCGGGGGAGCCACCGCCCCCUCCCCCUCCCCUCUCCCUUCCUCCGCCCUCCUCUCCUGCUUCUUCGGACCCCGCGGAUGAGCCGGGCUCCCCGCCUCCAUCACCACCCCCUCAGCCCCCUCCUGCAGCCCCUGGGACCACCACCGCGACCGCGACGGCGGCAGCGGAGAAGGGUGCGGGGCGCGGCUUGGAGCUGCAGCGCUGGCGGCCCGGUGGGCACGGCGCGGCGGGCGCGGCAGCGGCAGGCAGCCGGGCGCUGGAGCUGGCUGAAGCCCGGCGGCGGCUGCUAGAGGUGGAAGGCAGGCGGCGGGUGGUGUCGGAGCUGGAGAGCCGGGUGCAGCAUCUCCAUCGCGUCUUCCUGGCGGCCGAGCUGCGUUUGGCGCACCGCGCCGAAAGCCUGAGCCGCCUGGGCGGCAGCGUCUCCCAGGCCGAGCUCUACCUGGCUGCCCACGGGCAGCGGGCCAAGAAGGGGCUGCGGCGCGGCAAGCGGCCCCGCCCGCCUGCCCUGCUCGCCUCGGCCCUGGGCCUGGGCGGCUGCGUGCCCUGGGCCGCCGGCCGCCUGCGGAGGGCCGGGGCCGGGCCAGCCGCCGCCUCCCCGGAGCCCGACUCCCCCUUCCGCCGGAGCCCCCCCCGAGGCCCGGCUUCCCCCCAGCACUGAGGCCGCGGAGGAGGAGGAGGGAGCCGCUGCCUCGGACGGACGCCAGCUGGAGCCAAUGGAUGGACGCAGCGGCCGGGCGGAAACUGCGGGGACCGCGGGCGCCCUGAGCGGGACAAGCACAGCUGAGCGAGCUUCUCUGGGUGGGGCAUCUGGCGGGCCCCUCUCCCCCGAUUCCUUCCCCUCUCAGCGGGAGGCAACUCUCAGAACCACAAUAAAGCUGUGGGCCCUGGGCCUUUCCCCCCCCCCCCACCUCCCCCAGGCUUCCUCUCCCGGACUGGACUUCGGAAGAAUGGGGUUGGUGAGCGAUGGGGCCCCAUUUUUCGGAGGGGCAAAAUGAGGUGGGUGUGGUCUCAGAGUUGCAGAAAUGUAAGUUUUGGGCAGCCCGGCUUGGUAUUUGGGAGUCCCGGUUUCAGUACCUUGUCCUCCUAUUUGUGUCCCACCCCCAGGAGAUAUUCAGGGCAGCCUUUAUACUCUUAAAUCUACCCUGUGUCCAAAUGCGCUUCCCCAGAGUCCCAAGAAGCUGGAAAAUGGAUCUAGAUUUCUGGCACCACUCAGAUCCUCAGGAGGGCAAAAGAGCCCUCGAAGGGCGACACUGUCAAGGGUUAGGCUUUGGUUAGGGGAAAGACAGGGCUUCCAAGGAGCCGGUAGAAGAUCAGAGCCCAUCCAGCCCGUUCGGGGUUUAGCUCUGCCCAUUGCUAGAUGAGUGACCUUGAGCGAGUCACUGCCCUGGUCUGAGAUUUCCACUACCUACCUCAUGGGCACAUUAAUGAAGAAAGCACUUGGCAAACAUAAAGAUGCUGCAGAAAAGUGAGAUGUUUAUGUAGAGGGAAGAAACAGGCCCGGAGUUGGGGGAAAGGCUUUUCCAAGGUCAUUCCAACCACUUCAUGGUAGAAUCGGACUAAAACCCAGUUGUCCUGAUGUCCUAGUUAAGUGCUCCCCUCUCCCCACUUCUGCUUUCUCCUGUUGUUACUGACUUCUGAUCCUCCUUCCCAAGUGCCCCAGACCUGGGCAGGCCCUGGGGUGCUGUUUGAAAGCUGCCUGGGGCUGCAACUGUGCGGCUGCUUGCACCUGAGCCAGUCCUGGGGCCUUUGUCAAUUCUCUUGGGCCCCCUUGCUCUGAGCUCUGCUGCCAGGUGACUUCCAGCGGAGGAUGAGCACAGCACAAAGCUGGCAUCCUGUGGCUGGAGAAGCUGAGCCAGGGCCUACUGGGGUUAUUGACUCAGAGGCAGACCUGAAAGCUCCCUGCAUUCACUGUCCUAGGUGGAGGCCUUGAACCUUCCUGGCCUGCCUCUCCUCCGUCUAUCAUCUUCGGCAUACUGAGCCGAUAUGGGGAUUGGAGGCAAAGAGGUGAGCCCCUUGGGGGGGAGGGGAAGAGACUGAAUACCUUGGGCAAGGCACUUUCUAGGCCUAUGCCUUGUCCCUUCCACCUGGGGGGCUGGGAGGGUGUGCAAUAGCACACAGGAUGAAGGCAAGCUAAAGGCGUGAGCUUUUUCCAUCCGAAGACCUGGGCUCAAAUCUUGGCUCUCUGUUUGGUGCUAGCUGCUCGACCUCUCCAAGUGGUUCAGACUCUCUGAGCCUCUGUUUCCUCACCUGCUAAAUGCUUCCAAUUCUAACCUGCCAUGUUCUGAAGUCCUUUCCUGCUCUGAAAUAAUUCUAUAAAAUUACUUCUGCUGUCUGAGUUUCAAUGUUCUGCAAAACGAAGGGGUUGGAUUGGAUAAUCUGCGAGCACCUUGCCACAUCUGACCUUGUGAUUUUCUAAUCCCGCUGUAGGGAAGAUGAGUGGGAAAGAGUGAUCAUCAUCUUCCCCAGAGGUUUUCCCUUAAUGGUAUAAAGUGGUUUGUCCAGCAUCCGAUCCUCCCUUUCUCCAGGAUUUGUUUGUUAAUCAGCUUUGGCCAGAUUAGAAGGAGAAUUUUGUGCCCCAGGAUUACUGGGACAGAGCUCAUCUGAGAAAAAUCAGGGUGUGCAUUUAUAUCUAUGCAAUGGACAUUGAGCAGCUGUCUCCACCCCCUGCUUUGUCAUCAGGCUUCAAGUUAACUCUGGCACACUCUUCAUUUGUAGCUCCUUCCUUUCCUUUCUCACCUUGAAAGGUUAUGUAAUGAUGCACGUUUCUGGGAUCUACAAAAUGCCUUCCAUAGAACAACCCUAUGUGAGAGAUGUCAUAGGGUCGUCAGAUCUAUAGAACUGGAAGGGACCUUGAAGUCACCCAGUCCAACAUCCUCUUUUUACAAAUGGAGAAACUGAGGCCGAGUGAGAUCAAAUGAUUUGUCCAAGGUCACAUAAAUUGUGAUGGGAUCUACUCAGGUAGGAGGACAGUGAUGAGAGGUUUUUAGAGGCAUGAACAUAAAGAGUUGGUGGUCAAAUUUGAAUGCAUUAUUUCCAGACUCUAAAUAUAGUUGUCCAUCAGCAAUACUGGGGCUUUGUGAAGUGUUCAGGACAAGUGUUCAGGCAUCCCUGUUUUAUAGAUGAGGAAACUGAUGUGCUUGGUGCUAGCAAAUGGAAUCUAGCUCUUCUGGUUUGAAGCCCACUUUGUCUCCCUGCCUUGUUAUUAUUUCUCUAGUUUCCAGAGACCAACUCUCCUACCACUAGCUCACUCUUUUCUCCCCUAAACCUCAUCCCAAGUUCAGGAGACCUAUCCGCUCCGAUUCUGAGCCCUUCCAAAGCCUACUUCCUUCUGCAACAUACUUCUCUGAGCUUUUACCCCAAUCACCUGGAGGCCCAGGGAGUUGACUUGGUGGGCCCCUCUCAAACUGACACUAGGUGGCAUAAGUCUGCUUCUUAUGGGUACAAGAUUUUAAACAUGAAGAUUUUUGAUUGCCUUAGACUAUGGAAUGAAAGAGCAGCUGGAAAGGAGACUUUAGGCCUCAUCUAAUCAGUCCUUCCUCAUUUUAGAGAUGAGAAAACUGAGACCCAGACUCCAGGACUAACUUUCCUGAGGUUAGUUUUUGAGCCCUAGCACCGACUCCGUGGUGGGCUAAGUCACUUUUGGACCUAAGUGAUUCAGGCUCUCAGGAGGCACAUGAUGUCCCACAGGGGUCUGUCUUAGGGGCCUCCCCAAGCAAAUAGAGCAGCUUGCAGCUGUCCCUUCUGUUGGUCCUAGCUCCUGUGUUCACCUUCCCAAGGGAGUCUGCUCCAGUCCCCCCUUCUGCAUCCCAAGCUUAGAUCCCUUGGUAUGAUGCUAAGGACAAGCAGCAGCCUUGGCCCUGGCAAAGCCCCAUUUGGGGGGCACAGCUUCUGCUGACCCCACUGCAAUGAUCCAUAUGAGCUCCCCAGGCUGAGACAGUGACCUGGCUUGAUAAAGCCCUGGCCUCCACUGCACACUCUAGCAGUGACCCCUUCUCUGAAUAGAGGGCAUUUCUCCCUAAGCAAGUUUUUAGCCAGAUUCUUAUGGGGUGGUGAAACUGGUUUCAAAACAAUGGGAGGUAUCAGAGACUUGUUUAGAGUUACUUGUGGCCCUUGUGUAUUAAACAAACAUGUGAAACACCCAUUGUGUGCAGAGCUCUGGGCUUGAUACCAGGGGAAAUAAAAGGUCUGGUUAAGA
This is a messenger RNA of Phascolarctos cinereus (koala), 4543 nucleotides long. RefSeq names its product TMF1 regulated nuclear protein 1 (gene TRNP1). The record is from RefSeq and is a predicted model, not a curated record. Gene Ontology annotation, cellular component: nucleus. NCBI's taxonomy places the organism in Eukaryota, Metazoa, Chordata, Mammalia, Diprotodontia, Phascolarctidae. Gene Ontology annotation, molecular function: DNA binding. Gene Ontology annotation, biological process: regulation of cell population proliferation.